AUGCCUUUAAACAUUAGAGCCAAGCCCGCGCACAACAAGCUGUUGGCUGUCCCAAAGAGUAGCGGGUCCACGGAUGGCAGCACAUCUCAUUCACGCUUUUCCAGAUCCCCCAAACAGGGGAAAGGCAAACCGGCUGUAAGUUCAGCACCAGGCUCCCGCUCGGGGCUAGAACCCGGCUCCGUGUCAGGGAGUGGGCCUACUCCAGCGCCUAAAUUGGCUGGAUGUCAAGUGUCGGUGACAAGGCCGGAUUCAAAGCUCAAACCUGGCACAGCAGCAGACAAAGGAGCAAUCCGCGGUUCAGCGACAGCUCCAGGGGGUAAAACCCUGUCUAUGGAGAACAUCCAGUCUUUGAGUGCUGCCUAUGCAACUUCAGGCACCAUGUACCCGUCUGAGCGAGAUUCCUUGGAUUCCUCUGGCGGGUAUCCCAAAGGCACCAUGACGCUGGGCAGGAGCACCAGCCGCUCCUCCUACGCUAACCGAACAACAGCCAUGGGCAGCACUCCAAACAUCACCUCCUCUGGCCUACAUCACCCUUCAGACCCCUAUGGAGACCAAACCUUGCAUCCUGCAAGGGCUUCCAGUCUGCGGCGCCAGUCCGGGAGACAUCCACAGGCACCGGAUUUGGCUGGACGGGGAGAAGCUUCCUCGUUUGAUCUCCAGUCUCAGCUGAGGGAGCUGCAGAGGGAGAAUGACAACCUGAGGAGAGAACUGGAUGGAGAGAAGGAUGGGAGGACGGGCCCCAGCAUGAACAAUGUCAACUUCUGGAGCCCAGAUGUGAAAAGAGAUAAGGGGGUUAGGCGGGAGGAGGGGGUGAGGACCUCGGUUUUGAAGGACCAGUACAGGACUAAGAAAGACGAUUCACAGCCUGGGGAUAUAAGGAGAACCAAGCAGCUUCCAUUGACAGUUCAGGAGCUUCAGGAGGAGCUGAGGGCUCACAGGGAGAUGAACAGUCGCUUGCAGCAACACUCUAGUUCUCUCCGACCCUGCGGCCCCUGCCAGGUGCUCGGGUGUGACGGCUUCUCCUCGCCUCCUACUCUGGAUCCAUCAGAGGAGAAUUUCUUCCUGCUUCAGUCGGAGCACGAGCGACAGGCCAAGGAGCUGUUCCUGCUGAGGAAGACCAUGGAAGAGAUGGAGAUGAGAAUCCAUUCUCAGAAACAGACUCUGGGAGCCCGGGACGAGAGCGUCCAGAGGCUUCUGGAGAUGCUUCAGGGCCAGGGACAAGGUCAAGGUCAGGGACAAUGGGGUCGAGGACAGCGGACAGGAAUCCUAACUAUGGCGCCGCAGGAGGCCGAAGUGCAGCUGGAGAACACGCAUGUGAGAGAGGAGCUCCAUCGCAGGAACCAGCUCCAGGCCGAACCGGCCAAAACCAGGGCUCUUCAGACUGCCAUUGAUAUGAAGGACACCAAGAUGUCUUCCCUGGAGAGGAACAUCAGAGACUUGGAAGAUGAGGUCCAGAUGUUAAAGACCAGUGGCCUGUUGAACCCUGACGACAGGCAGGAUGAACUGAGGCAGGUGGAGGUCUACAAGAGCCAUUCUAAAUUCAUGAAGACUAAGAUUGAGCAGCAGAAGCAGGAGCUGAACAGGAAAGAGUCCGAGAUGCAGGCUCUUCAGACCAAACUAGAAACACUGACCAAUCAGAACUCCGACUGCAAGCAACACAUCGAGGUGCUAAAGGAGUCGCUGAGCGCCAAGGAACAACGGGCCAACACACUGCAGACAGAGGUAGAUGCUCUGCGAGUGCGUCUGGAGGAGAAGGAGCAGUUCUUGACCAAGAAGACCAAGCAGCUGCAGGACCUGACCGAUGAGAAGAGCACUCUAACUGGAGAGAUCAGAGACAUGAAGGACAUGCUGGAUGUCAAGGAGAGGAAGGUUAAUGUCCUGCAGAAGAAGAUUGAGAACUUGUUGGAGCAGUUAAAGGAUAAAGACAGACAGCUGGCUGGGUUGAGGGAAAGGGUCCAGGGCCUUCAGACUGACUCCAGCAACACAGACACAGCGCUGACCACACUGGAGGAAGCUCUAUCAGAAAAGGAGCGAGUAAUUGAGAGUCUGCGUGAGCAGAAAGAGCGGGAAGACAGGGUUCGUCUGGAGGAGCUGGAACAGAUGAGAAAGGAGAACCAGGUAUUAAAGGACAGACUUUCAGCCCUGGAGCCCCAGAAAGUGUCCCAGACUCAGCCUGCUAACUCCGACCUGACUCAGAACCAGAGCCCCGAUGGAGCGGUCAAAGUAAAUGGGCCUCCAGCAGGAAGCCCUGUGACCCAAACCGAAGAAACAGUCCGGAAGUGUCCAGACAUCACUGAUCGUCUGAAGCUUCUGGAGCAGGAAGUGGCUCGCAACAAAGAGGAAUCUGGGAAGUCACAAUCGGAAGUUGAGAGGCUAAUGAGAGCUCUAAAAGAUGCUGAGAUGGACACAUUAUGCAAGGAGAAGAAAAUUGCUGAUCUUGAGAGCAGACCUGGUUGUCCCUCGCCAUCACUCUUGACAUCAUGCCAUGACUUUGGGCAAUUGAAGUCUCCUAACAUCCAGAAGCAGACAAUGGUUGGUGAGAUGAGGAAAGAUGCCCAUACUGACAGACAUCCACACUCUUUAUCACAGCACCUUGAGCUUCCACUUUCAGCUUCCCAGGAUGCCAUGCGGGAGACGGCGGAGCAGAUCAAGGAACUGGAGACGGCACUGAGGGAGAGCAUGAACACCUCCGCACAUAGAGAGGCUCUCUGGGUGCAAGAGGAGACUGCUCGUGUUCAGGCCCAGAGACAGUUGGAGGAGCUGAUGGGGGCUUUAGAGAAGACCCGCCAUGAGCUGGACGCCACCAAACUGCAUCUGUCAUCCACUCAGCAGUCCCUGCACGAGAGAGACGGACACCUUAAUAGUCUUCGCCAGGAGAGACGCAAACAGCUGGAGGAGAUUCUGGAGAUGAAGCAGCAGGCUUUGCUGGCAGCCAUCAGUGAGAAGGAUGCUAACAUUGCCCUGCUGGAGUUAUCCUCCUCCAAAAGGAAAAAAGCGCAGGAAGAAGUGAUGGCCCUGAAGAGAGAGAAAGAUAAACUCAUGCACCAGCUCAAACAGCAGACUCAGAGCAGAAUGAAGCUGAUAACGGAUAACUACGAGGAAGAUCACAUUCACCCUCAACAUCAUCCUCACCAUUCUCACCACUCGCAUCCAGUAAACAUGCAUCACCGAAGCCUGCUAAGAGGGCCGCCCCAUGCCAACCACCGACCCCCUUUGGACCAGGACGAUGAAGAGGGAAUAUGGGCAUGAUGACCAUCUUCAUGGAAACCCUGCAUCCAUUUGGUCACACUUCUUGUAGAGCCAGGUACCAAGAGGUUCAAGAGCUUCAACGACAAGCCUACACACGGACCGGCCUAUCAUUCCCGACCAUCAUGAUCCCCAGAUGUAUAUAAGCAUACAUAUAUGGACAAGCUCAACAUUCAGCCGGUCAGAGAUUAUACCGUCUUACCGAUGAAUGUCACCUCUGCUGACAAAUGCAAUGGCCCACUGAGGGUGUUCCCAGGAGCAUCUGUCAUCAGUGUGGCCCUACAAGGUAUUGGCAAGCGACCUUCAUUUCCCAUGCUGUUUUCAAUAGACUGUGAGCUAGAUUGAUUUUACAGUACUGCGCUGCUACAGAGUUCUGGCUUCACAUCAACUGGCAAUUGCUCCACCACUGUCAACUACUGGUGUGGCGAAGCUGAGCCAGUGGAACUAGCCGUAAAGCCAUGCCAAUCCUGGACUGGUUUAUGAUGGCAUGAAUGUGUUUGCUUCUGACGUUUAUAAAUACAACAACAUGGACCUCAAAAUCCACAAUCCACAGAAACCUUCUCAAUGUACCGUGCCAAAGGAGACGGCCCUGUCUGCUGAAACAAAUGACUGAAAUGGGACUGCAUCUGAAUCAUUCGGGCUACCUGGUAAACCGCCCUAGUUACUAAUUUAUUUCACUAUCUCCCACUUUCUGCAAAUGAGAUCAACAAGAAAAAGGUGCAUUUUGGUUUACAGAUGCCCCAUCAAAUCAGUUUGAGGAUCAGCUUACACCUUCUCUAAAAUCAGGACCCUUAUUAACAGGGAAGGAGUCACAGCUGACCUCAAAUCAGCCAUCUUACUGUAACAGAUUAGUCUGUUUAUACAUUUCUCCUUGUGUUCUUUUAGCCUGCUGUGCAUUUGUUUAAUGAACCAAUAUCAUGUUAUUAGCUUUUCUACAUCCAAAACAGUUUUGAGUGCCACUCUUCUUAUGUUGGAAGUUUUAACUGCUGUGUGUGACUUAUUACGCUAUGAGUGAUGUAUUAUUUUGCUGUCUAUUUGUUGAUCCUAUGAAUCUGAGUGGCGAGUCUGUUUAUUAUAAAGUGACUUGCAUUUUAAAGCACUCCGUCAUUACUUUUUUUCACUGUGCUGGAGGUUGAUGAGAACAGACAGUGUUGUGUUUUGAUUCAACAGUAUAACAGUGUUUCCAUUUGGCCCUUAUCUAACAUGUACAGUGUGUGUGUGUAUGUGUGUGCAUGUGUGUGUGGUUUCACGCUGCUCUCGUGUUUGUGAUGACUAUGAAAGUUUGAGGGGUAACAGUAUUCACCCUAGACUUGUUCCACAGUGUUUUGCAGUGGUCAGCUGGUUUCUUUUGUUUGAAUAAAAGUUGUUUUCACAAGAA
Molecule: messenger RNA, 4624 nt
Organism: Pseudoliparis swirei
Lineage: Eukaryota; Metazoa; Chordata; Actinopteri; Perciformes; Liparidae
Product: ERC protein 2-like
Exons: 21
Coding region: 1-3249 (1082 amino acids)
Biological process (GO): regulation of synaptic plasticity; maintenance of presynaptic active zone structure; neuromuscular synaptic transmission
Cellular component (GO): cytoskeleton of presynaptic active zone
Molecular function (GO): structural constituent of presynaptic active zone
Source: RefSeq, a predicted model, not a curated record